CCGCCAGUUUCGGUGACAGUUAAUAAUAAUUUUUACUCAUCAUUAGAAGCACUCCUUCAUGCCGUCAAAUAAUUGUUUUUACGUUUAGCAUAAUAUUCAGAAAGGGGAGGCUAUUAAUUAAAACUUUAGACAAAAGUUUACUUCUCUAAUUGGGAACAUUUUGUGUAUACCCCUAUUUUUUAGCCUAUUAAUAUCUGCUUAGAUAUACUUCAUAAAGCAAAAUGGAUUUUAAUUUAUCAGCAUUUCAAGAGCCUCGAGGAGUCAUGAGAAUUCUACAUUUUAUAUUUUCAAUAUGUGCAUUCGCAACUAUCACAAGCUACAGUGGUUAUAUCAUAUUCAGUUGCACAGAGGAAAAGAUUGAUUUCUCAUAUCCGUUUUCAGUUGUCGAGGAAAUAGUUGUUCAAAAUGGCAAUUGUACAAUAUCUGUAAAAAAUGAUUUUUCUUCUGAUGCCAAAUUUUUUGUGGCGACUGGUGUCUUAGCAAUGUUGUAUGCUUUAGGAAUUAUGUUUGUAUAUGCAAAAAUGGAUGAGGCUUACAAAACAAACAAAAAGUUGCCUCUCUAUGAUUUCCUUAUUACCGUAUUUUUUGGAGUUCUGUGGGUAUCGAGCAGUGCAGCAUGGGCAAAUGGAUUAACAGGGUUAAAAUCAGCAACCCAAGGCCCUAUUAUCAAACCUCCUGAGUGCUGCCUUUUAACUAGUAACAGUAGCUAUUCUACUCUCAAUAUAUCUGUGAUUUUUGGAUUUCUAAAUUUCUUUUUAUGGGCUGCAGAUUUAUGGUUUUUGUACAAAGAGACUACUUGGUUCCAAGAUCCAGCAACUCAGACAACAAGUGGCAUAUAAAUCAUUUAUUUUCAAUGAAUUGUUUUUUCACUCCAAACAACUAGUCCAUUGUGAGUUCAUGUUUGUUAUUUUAUUUCAUUUUUUUAUUCACAGCUGGGCCAAAGAGGUUUUUAUUUUUGAAGCAUUGAAAACCAAGAAUUAUUAAUGUUUUUAGAUAUUUUGGAACCCAGGAAGGAUGAGUAAAAACAAAAAAAAAUUAAAAUACUUAACAUAAAAGUUUCUGUUUAAUUUUUGGUAGUCACUAAAGUUGAAUUUUUUCAAUGUCCAUAAACCAUACUAUAAUUAAGUUGAUGAAGAUUUAUGGUUGUACUGUCAAAUUGUAUAUGACUUCAGAUUGCACAAGAAGUAGGAGAAUAACCCUUAACAAUUAUGAACAUAUCUUCACUUUUAUUGCCCAUUCACCAAAGCUGGUAUGUUCCAGCAUUUCUAACAGAAACAGGAACCAGUGAAACUCGGUUACAGCCUAUUCUAUUUUGUGAAUAAUAUACCAUAAAACAUUUAAGUUACCAUAACUACUCAAUACUUAUUAAUGUAAAAAGGUGUUUUUUUAAUUCAUUUUUUGCCAUAUUUAGGAAUAUUAUUAAAAAAUGUAGGAUUUGGGUAGACAAAAUUGUGAAAGUAGAUGAAUAAUAUGGCAAUGUAUGCAACACUUAAGGUUUGCAUAGGUGAAAUACAAAUGUGAAUAUUAUGUGUUUUAAGUUAAAGUAACUUAGUAUUUACUUAAAUUAUCUUUUUUUAUUUGUUUAUCUCCCUCCAACGCAAAUUGGUAGAUCUAAUGUCCUAUUUUUAUACCAUAGCUUAUUUUUUUGUAGUUUUUUCAGUAUUCAUUAAUAAUAUGGUUUUGUUAUAAACUUUG
This is a messenger RNA of Cylas formicarius (sweet potato weevil), 1695 nucleotides long. Its product is annotated as synaptophysin-like. The transcript is spliced from 4 exons. NCBI's taxonomy places the organism in Eukaryota, Metazoa, Arthropoda, Insecta, Coleoptera, Brentidae. Bases 222 to 839 code for a protein of 205 amino acids. Gene Ontology annotation, cellular component: synaptic vesicle; synaptic vesicle membrane. The record is from RefSeq and is a predicted model, not a curated record.